Thamnophis sirtalis is the source of this 2826-nucleotide messenger RNA. The record is from RefSeq and is a predicted model, not a curated record. NCBI's taxonomy places the organism in Eukaryota, Metazoa, Chordata, Lepidosauria, Squamata, Natricidae.
GCAUAUGGCAGCUCCUGGACUGUUUUGGGAUUCCUGUGCUGAUGGCUUUAUCAUGGUUCAUCCUCCGUGCAAGAUAUAAAUUAAUCCAUUUCAUUGCUGUUGCUGUUUGCCUGUUGGGCGUAGGGACCAUGGUCGGUGCGGAUAUAUUAGCUGGAAGGCAAGAUGGCGAAGGAAGUGACGUAGUGAUUGGAGAUGUCUUAGUCCUCCUUGGCGCUUCAUUAUAUGCCAUUUCGAAUGUGAGUGAGGAAUACAUUGUGAAAAAUCUGAGCAGAAUGGAGUUUCUAGGAAUGGUGGGCUUGUUUGGGACUGUUCUCAGCGGUCUGCAGCUAGCUAUUGUGGAACACAGAGACAUAGCUAAUAUUCAGUGGAACUGGAAAAUUGCCCUGCUCUUUGUGGCUUUUGCCUUGUGCAUGUUUGGCCUGUACAGCUUCAUGCCGAUUGUGAUUAGAGUGACCAGUGCCACCUCCGUCAAUUUGGGCAUCCUGACAGCUGAUCUCUACAGUCUUUUCUUUGGACUUUUCCUAUUUGGCUACAAGUUUUCCGUGCUGUAUCUCUUAGCCUUUGUGGUCAUCAUGAUUGGCUUCAUCAUGUAUUGCUCCACCCCAACCCGUACUGCAGAAGUUCCCUCAACCACCUUGCCAAUGGCAGAUAGUACUGGAUUUGACAACCUUGCUUUAAAAAUUGAGGAGAACCACCUGGAAUCCACUGACACUCUGACAUCGCAGAGCAACAAAGACGACAGCCAGGCAGAAGACACAACUACAAAAUUAACAGCCUUGUGAAAUAUGAAAUUUCAGCUGCUGGAGUUGCUCUGGAGAAAUCAGAAAGCACCAGAUGGCACUAUGUUAUGGUGGACAAGCUGGAGAAAUAUCAAUGAUGGAAUCUGUGUUCAUGACAAAGUCUAGAAACAUAUCACCAAAACAAGGAGGGCUGAGAUCCUUACUUGGAACAUCAGUAUUAAUUCUUGUUCACUGAAGAUUAUUCUUAGAGCUGACAGGUGAAUAGAAAAGUAGAGACUACUAGGCUGUCUUUCUAUCAAAGAAAGCCAGAUUAUACUCAGAAUAAACAUGUGUCUUAUUUUGAGUAGUUUCUUAUGUUCUAAAAACUUAUACACGGUCAAUGAGGUUAGCAAAAAGAAAAUGGAAAGACGGAAAACAAGAAAGAAAAACACAAAACCUAAAAUCAGAUGGCAGCUAAGAUCAGAGAGGCUGGGAAGAGAGAUCAAAGUUAGUGAAGCAUCCUUACUUCCCAGGCUGCUAAACCAUGAGGAUGGGAAAUCUUGCAUUUUGGAUGUGUGAAUCCUGUAAUAGACACUGAUCUUUAUCCAGUUAACAUGCAGAGACAAUGUAUAUUGUUCACUUCAAUUUAAUCGCAACGCAAUUCUUGAAGACUGUUAUAUUUAGGUUCAGUUGCAUUGACAGUUGCUGAUGCUAAUAAAUGAAGAAAAAGCAUGACUAAUUUUAUGAUGCGAAAAGAUGCAUCGAGCCCUUAUUCCUGUUGUGCGUAUACAUGUGCGUAUGCACACACAUAUUUGAAUUGUACCUGUUCUGUUGGCAUAGUGUGCAGAAACCAAACAAGAUACUUUAUUUUUAUUUUUUUUGCAGGAGAUAAACUAUUUCCUAGAUCAAUUUCUUUGACAAUCUAAAGAGACUGUUAACAAGUGGUUUUCCAAAUGGUAUGAAUGUCAACGUUCCUGAAAAUCUUAACUCCAGUAAGGAAGUGUGGAAGCAUCCGGUGUUAAUAUGGCUUCCAAAGCUGACAAUGAAUGCAUAUGUAUAUAUAAACAGAAGGGAGAUAUUCGUCACCUUGCUGAAAUCUAGUUGCUGAACUAUACCUCCCAGCAUCUCCUACUUUGACCACACUGGUGGAAGUUGCUGACAGUUGUAGCUCAGCAACCUUUGGAGGGUCCUAAGUUCUCCCACUCCUGAUAUAAGCAGAAUAAAAUGGGAACACUGGUCACCAUUCCAAAUUCAUUUCACCAGCAAUUCCAAUAAGAUAAUUUGAGUGCUCUCGGUGAAGUAGAAGUAGUAUGUUCUACUUCCCUUGAAAAGAGUGAUAAGAAACAUACCUGCUUUUUUUUAAUGGCAUUUAAAAAAUAAUGUGGUGACUCUUAAAAGAAUUAUUGUCCCACCUCUGGGAAAAGAAAACAAGGAGUCAGGUCCUAUUUCAAAGUGGCUUGGAGGAAAACCACAAGGACUAAGUUCUCUCAUUGUCCUCUGUGCAUUGGAACACAAGCUAUUUGAAAAAUUCUAGACAACUGUUCAGAGCAGGUCUUGGUACUUCUUAAAGGUAAAGGUUUCCCUCCUCCAGUCAUGUCUGACUCUAGACAUGCUCAUCUCCGUUUCUUAUUCAAGGAACCCAACAUCUGAAUACCAUUUCCAUGGUCGUGUGACCAGUAUCACUAUAUGCCAAGGAAUACAAAGAACUUUUUCCUCCCCACCGAACUGGUACCCAUUUAUGUACUCACAUUUGCAUGCUUUUGAAUUGUUAGGUGGGCAGAAGCUGGAGCAAGAACAGGACCUCACCCCAUCCCACAGCACCUGGGUCUUGAACACGGACUGUCAGCUUUCUAGCUGAUAAACUCAGUGUCUUUAACCUCUGAGCCAUUAUGUCCCUUUGAUACUUAUUUACCUUAUUUAUUUAACAUCUACCCUAUAUAUCCUUGUGGGAAAAGUAGGUAGCUGGAGCUUUCUACUACCACAUCAUAUCUCUAAUGGAAGACAGAAUUCUUGACUUCUAGGAUCAUAUGGGAACAGUAUAGCACUAGCACUUAAAUUUAUACACCGCUUCACAGUGCUUUACAGCAAUCUAAGCGGUUUACAGUGU